AUGAAAUUUCUCAUUUGCUUAUUUUUGGCAUUAGCUGUUGUAUCUGCUAUGCGUGACCAGUCAAUUGCCGUGAGAGGAAAAUUAUUGUGCGGCACGAAACCGGCAGCUAAUGUCAGAAUAAAGUUGUGGGAAGAGGAUUCCGGACCAGAUCCGGACGAUCUUCUUGAAGCUGGAUACACCGAUGCUAAUGGAGAGUUCCAGCUUUCUGGAGGGGAAGCUGAGCUGACGCCAAUUGAUCCAGUCUUCAAAGUUUACCACGACUGCGACGAUGGAAUUAUGCCUGGGCACCGAAAAGCAAAGUUCUUGAUUCCGAAGUCUUACAUCACCAACGGCAAAGUUCCAAAGAAGACUUUCGACUUGGGUGUAUUGAACCUUGAAACCAUUUUCCCGAAAGAGGAACGCGUAGCAUUCAUCUCACGUAAGAGACGAGAUUUCGACGAAGACAUUUUCUUGUAG
Molecule: messenger RNA, 456 nt
Organism: Caenorhabditis bovis
Lineage: Eukaryota; Metazoa; Nematoda; Chromadorea; Rhabditida; Rhabditidae
Source: the annotation of a GenBank genome assembly